Gordionus sp. m RMFG-2023 is the source of this 1278-nucleotide messenger RNA. Its product is annotated as mitochondrial import inner membrane translocase subunit TIM50-like. Gene Ontology annotation, cellular component: TIM23 mitochondrial import inner membrane translocase complex. The record is from RefSeq and is a predicted model, not a curated record. The coding region runs from base 13 to 1194 and encodes 393 amino acids. NCBI's taxonomy places the organism in Eukaryota, Metazoa, Nematomorpha, Gordioida, Chordodea, Parachordodidae. The transcript is spliced from 11 exons. Gene Ontology annotation, biological process: protein import into mitochondrial matrix.
GCUACCAACCAAAUGAAUUUAAAAUAUAUGACUCCUGUAUAUCGAGGGCUAUUUAAACUUAAGCCAAAUAAAGAAGUUGCAAAUUAUGGUUUCGAUAAUUAUAAGAAGUUAACAAUUACUGCCAAUUUUUCCACCUCUUAUCUUUUUUACAAUCAAACACAAGCUCCAAGAAUAAAUAUAUUUGAUCAAUUAUCAAAUCCUAAAUCAAACAAUGAUCAAAAACAAUAUGAAGAAGAAAAAAAGAUACGGGAUGCAUGGACAAUAAAAAUGAUGAAGUACUCAUUUAUAUCCUUAUCAAUUAUGAUAAGUGGCUCAAUUUUAUUCAUAAUUUAUACAUUUGGCCCUCCUUCAAAAGACAAGAAUGGCAAUAUAAUUGAAGAUAGUUAUAGCCAAAUGCCAAUAUGGAAAGCUUAUUUAUUAAGAGCAUGGAAUGAAAUUAAUUACUAUGAGAAGGUAAUCAAAGAGCCUUCUAGGGAAAAACUAUUACCAGACCCCUUAACAGAACCAUAUUUUCAACCUCCAUACACAUUAGUUUUAGAGUUAACAGAUGUUUUAGUACACCCAGAAUGGACAUAUGGCACAGGUUGGAGAUUUAAAAAACGACCUGGUGUUGACUUUUUUUUGCAACAAGUAGGUCCUCCACUGUUUGAGGUAGUCAUAUAUACAGCUGAACAAGGAUUUACAGCUUUUCCAGUUAUAGAUAGCUUGGACCCACAUGGUUUUAUAAUGUACCGUUUAUUUAGAGACGCAACUAGAUAUCAAAAUGGUUACCAUGUCAAGGAUUUAUCUUGUUUGAAUCGAGAUUUGUCCAAAGUUAUUAUGGUAGAUUGGAAUUCUAAAGCUGUUGAGAUGCAGCCUGCAAAUGCUGUUAGAAUUCCAAAAUGGGGUGGAAAUGACGAUGAUCGAACACUCUUUGAUUUGGCCCAAAUGCUCAGAAGUUUAAGUAACGUUGAAGAUGUAAGAGAUGUUCUUUCCUAUUAUCACACGCUGGAUGACAAAGACUCUAUAGAAGCAUUUAAACGAAAUCAAAUGAUAGUUCAAGAACAACAAGAACAAUUGCAACUUGAAGAAAUGGAAAGGGCUAAAAAUAAAUCUCUUGUCAAAUCUUUAACUUCAAAAUUAAAUCUUUAUUCCAAAUUUGCUGAAGAUUAUAUGCAACUAAAUAUAACGAAUAUUUUGAAUAUUCAUUUCUAAUCAAUAAACUAUGAUGGAUUAUAUAAAAAAUGACCAUCAUAAAACCAAUAUUAAUAUAAUAAUGACGAGAUAUGUAAAAAAAUA